AUGGCAACCAUCACUGCUGGCACUCUAAACUCAUCUGUCACCCGCGCGGGUCUCCUAUACAAGCCAUUGGUUAAGGUUUCAUCCUCACCUGUUCUUGGGUUGCCAGCAAUGAGAAAGAUGGGAAAAGUGAGAUGUUCGAUGGAGGGAAAGUCUUCAAAAUCAAUGCAGGAAAGUGACUCAAAGAUGGGCAUGGGAGCAUCAUUGAUUGCAGCGAUCUGCGCUGCAACCAUGUCAAGCCCAGCCAUGGCCCUAGUGGAUGAGAGAAUGUCCACUGAAGGGACAGGUCUUCCCUUUGGUUUGAGCAACAACCUUCUUGGUUGGAUCCUGCUUGGUGUGUUUGGUCUCAUUUGGGCUUUCUAUAUUAUUUACACAUCUUCUCUCGAAGAGGAUGAGGAGUCUGGAUUGUCCCUCUAA
Messenger RNA from Quercus lobata, 414 nucleotides. RefSeq names its product photosystem II reaction center W (gene PSBW). Gene Ontology annotation, cellular component: photosystem II; chloroplast; chloroplast thylakoid membrane. The record is from RefSeq and is a predicted model, not a curated record. The coding region runs from base 1 to 414 and encodes 137 amino acids. Gene Ontology annotation, biological process: photosystem II stabilization; photosynthesis. NCBI's taxonomy places the organism in Eukaryota, Viridiplantae, Streptophyta, Magnoliopsida, Fagales, Fagaceae. The transcript is spliced from 2 exons.